Thyridium curvatum is the source of this 1332-nucleotide messenger RNA. RefSeq lists its product as uncharacterized. The transcript is spliced from 3 exons. Gene Ontology annotation, biological process: protein phosphorylation. Gene Ontology annotation, molecular function: cyclin-dependent protein serine/threonine kinase activity; ATP binding. Gene Ontology annotation, cellular component: nucleus; cytoplasm. The coding region runs from base 1 to 1332 and encodes 443 amino acids. Lineage: Eukaryota; Fungi; Ascomycota; Sordariomycetes; Thyridiales; Thyridiaceae. The record is from RefSeq and is a predicted model, not a curated record.
AUGUCCAGAGGAUUGAUUACUAACGAGAACGAAAGCCAGCAUUGCCAGGCUGACCUUGGAAAUGGCUUCCAUGUGAGCCCUUUCCAGCUAGAAAUCCAGGCUUACAACGACUCUGUAUCACGAGUGAGUCGGUGCUUCAGAGCUGAAUCCCGUAUUGUUGAGCAUUCACUGACUUUCGUUCUUGUCCCUUCCAUCAAGGAAGAGUACGAUGCCGCUAUCCACACUUUGGCCAGACCCUCAAGGCCGAGCGAAACGUGCGCAUCGCAGUGGUUCGACCUCUCUACCAAUGAGGGCGAUGACUCGGGCAUCAGGAUAGGUUCCUAUCAAGACUGCCAUUAUGUUGCCAGUGGCGUCACUGCCGAGGUCUACAGAUGUGAAGCCCGCGCUCUCAAGGUCAUCACCGAGACGCAUGCCAUCGAGCCUCACAACCCCAGGCGAGAAGCUACAAUUCUUACAACCUUUGACGGGCCAGCAAUCAUUCAACUCCUCGAGACAUUUCGGGACCAGGAGCAGCGUCUCGUCCUGGUGUUUCCAUACAUGCCCCUGACUCUUGCCAGUGUGCUCGACCGAGGAGAAGCACUCUCCGAGGCCCGUGUUCGAAGCUACUUCAACGACAUUUUCGCCGCGCUGAAAUAUAUUCAUGGCCACGGCAUCAUCCACAGGGACAUUAAGCCGUCGGCAGUUUUACUUGAAAGCUCCGACGGCCCAGCGUAUCUCUCGGACUUCGGCACUGCGUGGCAUCCACUGCUCUCGGCGAACACCGAGCCGGCAGACAAUAAGAUUCUCGAUGUCGGCACUGGGCCCUACCGCGCCCCCGAGGCGCUCUUUGGCAACAAGAGCUAUGGAACCGCCCUGGAUAUGUGGGGUGCUGGCGCGAUGUUUGCCGAAGCCUGCCGUAACCCACCGAAGCCGUUAUUCGAGUCUCGAGGAGCUCACGAGGACGGCAACCAGCUCGGUCUGAUUUUGAGCAUCUUCAAGACGAUCGGUACGCCUACUCUAGAGACAUGGCCCGAGGCUGCCACAUUCAAGACGCCGCCAUUUGAGAUGUAUCAGGUCUUCGAGGGCAAACCUUGGGAAUUCGUGCUUCCAGAUGUGCAGCCAGACUUCCGUGGCCUAGUCGCGAAGCUGGUGACCUACAGCGGCAGGGCCACGGCCGAUGAGGCACUCCUCUACUUGAAUGAACAUCCGAGUCACGACACGCGCGAUAAUCCUCAGCUGCGCUGGGGCAAUUUCAUGCACGGUAUUCAAGAAUUAGCGACCAAGUCAAAGGAUCUCGAGGAAAACCAGGUUGAUAAUUCGCAAUCCCAGGAUGCGACAGUCCAGGGUGUUUGA